AUGUCUACAGUCAAUGCAGGGGCUGAAGCACCUAGCAAUGUACCCACAGUACACAGAAUGACCCAUUACAAACUGAAGAAAUUACACAAGCCUAGGGGGCCUGGUAAUGGUGAUAAAAAACAGUCAUGCUGGGGUUGUGGUGGUAAAUGGCCUCAUGACAAAAAGGAGAAAUGUCCAGCUUGGGGAAAAGAAUGCAGAAAAUGUCAUAAGCAGAAUCAUUUUGCUAAAUAUUGCAAGUCACAAGGGAGAACAGAAAAUAAUUUUAUUUCUACUGAACCAACCACAGUCUACUCAUAUGGGCAGGAAACAUAUAACGUUGACCUGUAUAGAACUGCAUCAAGUAUUUCCAAAACACAGCCAUAUAGAUACAACCUUCAACUGAAUGGGGUACCGACAACCAUGGAAAUUGAUACGGGGGCAGCAGUAAGUUUGAUAAGUGAGCAGCAGUUUAAGAAACUGAAAGUUGGUCAGCAAGCAUUACAACUACACACUGAGGGACUACCCAGAUUGAGAACAUAUGCAGGAAAUUGCAUUAACCCCUUAGGUCAGACAGAACUGGAGGCACGUGAAGCAGAUACCAUACAUAAAUUAAAAGUAUUGGUUGUACCAGGUAAUGGUCCAAACUUGAUAGGCAGAGACUGGUUAGAAAUAAUAAAACUAGACUGGCCACAAGUUUUUCAUCUUGAUGGAGAGUCAUGGAUUAGUAAACAUCCAAAAUUGUUCGAACCAGGAUUGGGAACCCUGAAAGACACUACCAUCAAGCUGCAUGUUAAUCCUGAGAUAACACCGAGAUAUAUGAAAGCACGUACUGUACCAUUUGCCCUCCGAGAUAAAGUAGAUAAAGAGAUUGAUCGCUUAGAAAAGGAAGGAGUCAUUAGACCUGUAUCUUACUCAGAUUGGGCUUCACCAGUUGUACCUGCACUUAAAGCGACAGGUGAUGACUACAAACAAACUUUAAACAAAGCCUUAUGUGUUGACAGAUACCCAAUACCCAAUGUUGAAGAUUUGUAUGCAAAGCUUGCUGGGGGUAAAUUCUUCACUAAGUUAGAUUUGAGUCAUGCUUAUCAGCAAUUGCUAUUGGAUGAGGAGUCACAGAACUUGACAGCCAUCAAUACUAACAAAGGUAUAUAUGCAUACACACGUUUACCCUACGGUAUAUCAGCAGCACCAGGUAUUUUCCAGAGAACCAUGGAACAGACAGUCCAAGGCAUAUCAAUGACAGCAGUUUAUAUCGAUGAUAUACUGCUUUCUGGACUUACCGAAAAAGAGCAUGAAAAGAAUUUAGAUGAAGUUUUGGAUCGCUUAGACAAAGCUGGACUCAAACUAAAACGAGACAAGUGUGUGUUUAAGAAACCAUCAGUCACUUAUCUAGGACAUUGCAUUGAUGCUACUGGUAUUCGUCCUACAGAAGAAAAGGUGGCAGCCAUACAGAAAGCUCCAGCGCCUCAGAACAGAGAAGAGCUUAAAAGUUAUUUAGGUCUCUUAAAUUACUAUCAUAGGUUCUUGAAGAAUCUUAGCACUGUUUUGGCACCACUGUAUCAACUUGGACAACAGAACACCAAGUGGCAGUGGGGGAAAAGUCAGCAGGAAGCAUUCAGCAAAUCAAAGGAACUAUUACAGUCGUCUCAACUGUUAGUACACUAUGAUAGUGGUUUGAAACUAACCUUGGAUUGUGAUGCUUCUCCAUAUGGCAUUGGAGCAGUCUUUCCCAUAGAAUGCCAAAUGGAAUGGAACAGCCCAUAG
Molecule: messenger RNA, 1743 nt
Organism: Saccoglossus kowalevskii
Lineage: Eukaryota; Metazoa; Hemichordata; Enteropneusta; Harrimaniidae
Source: RefSeq, a predicted model, not a curated record